Chaetura pelagica (chimney swift) is the source of this 506-nucleotide messenger RNA. It is a transcript of the gene RPS11, whose product is annotated as ribosomal protein S11. Bases 228 to 467 code for a protein of 79 amino acids. The record is from RefSeq and is a predicted model, not a curated record. Lineage: Eukaryota; Metazoa; Chordata; Aves; Apodiformes; Apodidae. Gene Ontology annotation, cellular component: cytosolic small ribosomal subunit; ribosome. The transcript has 4 exons. Gene Ontology annotation, biological process: translation. Gene Ontology annotation, molecular function: structural constituent of ribosome.
CGCAGACCGAGCGCGCCUACCAGAAGCAGCCCACGAUCUUCCAGAACAAGAAGCGGGUGCUGCUGGGGGAGGGCGGCAAGGAGAAGCUGCCCCGGUACUACAAAAACAUCGGGCUGGGCUUCAAGACUCCCAAGGAGGCCAUCGAGGGCACCUACAUCGACAAGAAAUGUCCCUUCACUGGGAACGUCUCCAUCCGGGGCCGGAUCCUCUCGGGGGUGGUGACCAAGAUGAAGAUGCAGAGAACCAUCGUCAUCCGCCGCGAUUACCUGCACUACAUCCGCAAGUACAACCGCUUCGAGAAGCGCCACAAGAACAUGUCUGUGCACCUCUCCCCCUGCUUCAGGGACGUGCAGAUCGGGGACAUCGUGACCGUGGGCGAGUGUCGCCCCCUCAGCAAGACCGUGAGGUUCAACGUGCUGAAGGUCACCAAGGCAGCUGGGACCAAGAAGCAGUUCCAGAAGUUCUGAGGGAUGGAUGGAGGUGGCAGGAAUAAAGGUCUUGUAAAA